UUAUAUGCUUUAGAUAGACUGAAUGAUUUGUAAGACAGAGGCUUGGGCCACUGAUGGUUUGGAUCCAUUUAGAAUGACUUGCAGGCAAGGGACCAGUUGGGCAGCUCACAUCUUGCAGUGUUUUUCAUUUGGGUCAGACAGAUAUUUGGAUUUUAUAAAUAUUAUGGCUAAUUGGAUUAAUUUCUGAUUGAGGGCCAAAAGUAGCUUAAGUUGGAAUCUACUUCAUAUUUUCUUUUAAACAAUCUUGAGGUUUGAAACUGUUUGGUUCUAGUUCUGCAGUUCUGCGUGUACACAAACCCCACACAACUUUUGAAGGGGUGGCUUUGGAUUCCAGUUUGGGUCUGUCUCUAAGCGUUGGAGGGAAUGGGGCUCAGGUUUAGAGUUCUUACUGAGAUUCAGGCUUCCUCAAAAUAGGAGGCAAUUUGGCCUGUGAUCCUGGUUCAGAUACAUAUAUGACAUUUCUGGAAAGUUACAGUAAAUAAGGAUCUAGAUACCUUCCAACUUAGAGUUUUUGGAUCUGGAUCAAUUGCAAAUCUGCGUAUUUUCAAACUAAGAGGUGUUUCUGACUUAGUACUCAGGUUUAAAGCUGAAUAUCUGUUAACUUUCAAGGGUUCAAGUCUGUAUUUUAUCCAAACUUAGUACGUUUUGAAUCUCUCUUCCUAUUUGUAGGUAUAAGGUAGGUAGGACUGAGGAAUGAAUGUUAGUUUGGGGUCACACGUUCCAGAGUACUAAGAAUUUCCUACAUCCCCAUUUUGGCAUAGAUUUGGGUUUUAAAUUUUAAAUUUCAAAUUCAGGGAUUAUUCCUGUUAUUUUAACUGAAUAGAAGCAUGUAAAAACUUGUGAUUUUCAUCAGCUGGCUUUGAUACAAGUCCCCUUGAUAAAGUAUUUCUGUUUUUUCCCCUAUUAUUCUCCAUCAUAAAACUCUGAGAGGUGCCAGAGAUAGGAAGGUGAAGCACUUCAUAGACUUACGGUGCCGUCUGCUCAUGGCACUACAGCUGAGUCCAUUUUACACAUGGAAAAACUGAGGCAUCGAGUGGUCAACUGGUACAUGCACAGCCAGAUUGAGUUAACCACAGUUCAAAGCUAAGUCUCCAAAUGCUCCUUCUGCUUUCCUGACCUUACAUAUACUCCAAUAAAGUGAAUAUGGUCAUAAAGUCCAGAGAAACAAAUAUGUAAUAGGACUAAAUUUUUGCAAUAUAUAUUUGGAUAACUUAUAAGCUGCCUCUACACAUGCCAGGUGUGUAUGUAGCUAAAUAUUACAGAUGGAGUUGAACUAAGUCACUUAUUAGAGCUUUUUUCUCUUUAUAUUUUAUCCUAGGGUAAAAAAUGUUGUGUUUUGAUGAAAACACUAAUGAAAAUUAACCUUUUGAGAAAAAAAAAAACCCAACCCAAACCCAACUUAAUCCUUCUGUAUUUACUGUACAUCUGGAUGAAAACGUAACGUUUAUAAGUGAAAUACAAAAAUGUGUAGCAGAACGUUUAUAAGUGAAAUACAAAAAUGCAUAGCAGCUACCAGUGAACAGAGCUAAUCAAAUUCACCAGUCACCAGGCUGGUUAAUGUUAUAAAGACUGUGAAUCAUGAGUAUCCAGCCAGCCUGAGGGCACAAACCCAUGAAUCCAGGGAGUUUACCUGUCUCCUUUAGUCAGCGGGCUGUCCCUUUUCCAUCACUACAACUUAGGCAUAUACUGCCUAAUAAUAAAUGCGAUAAUAAAAAUGCAUUUUGGGAAGCAGGGUGUUCUAACAGAGCUUCAGAUCAAAAGUGAGAUUAAUUUUACUUAAUUGUAGCCAAAUACAAGCUAGUUGCUGAGCCUAGCCAGUUGUGUGGUCUCCCUCCUCAGUGGAGAAAGCUGGGAUGAAUGAGGUUUGGGAGGUGCCUGUCCCUCCACUGACAAUAGAGGGAGCCUACACAACUGGACACUUAACUUUUAGGUGGGUAUGAGUUGCUCCAGGCAAGUUCCACGUUAGGCAUCAGGAGAUGCGGGUUCUCGUCUGUUUUUCCACUGAUUUACAGCAUAACCUUGGGACUAUCACUGAACCUUCCCCCUGCCCACCUCAGACCCAGUUUCUCCAUCUAAAAAAUACCCCGUGGAUAAAGUUCUUGGGGGAACCUUUGUCCAAAGAUGGAAAACAGGGAGACAGCGACUAUGAGGAGACAAACUGAGGACUGGGGAACAAGCAGCAUAAGAAAGAAGUGUUGAGAGCUGCUCUUAACCCUUUUGGAGUCCGAAGUCAAAAGGGGACUAGAGGGCUUGACGCAUCCUUUACAUCCUGCAUUUACUCUGACCACAGUCCCUCCGUGUUCUCACAAGUGAAGCUCAGCCCUGCUUCCCUUCCUGUUGAUUCCCGGUCAGCUACAUGACUGCCUGAAGUUACAUUGUAGAUGCUGAAAUCACUGCACCUUAAAAACAAAAAGAUUAAGCCGCACUGCAUUCCUAAUGUUGGCAUUUUUGGACUGUGCAUCUGUUUAGGCACGUGGAGAAAGACAAGACUGAGAUCAUCAGUGGUUGGCAGUUUUCCUCAACUCUGCAAGAGAGAGAGAGAUUCGGUUGGAAUGAAACCUUGCUUUCCGUACAGCCUGCUUGAGAUGCAGCAUUGAAAGAUCACUCACAAUCAGUUUGUGGCCUUCCUCUGAAGGAACAUUUCCUGUCUCUUGUACACAGCCUCUCUCUGUUCCCUGCCCCAAUGAACGUCUGCACUAGGUCCAAGGCUUGGAGUAAUUUACCUGAAGAGUGAUACCAUUUGGAAACCACUGAAGAAACCCAAGACAGCUGAAAACCAGAAGGCGUCUGAGGAGAAUGAGAUUACUCAGACGGGUGCAUGCAGCGCCAAGCCGGGCCUUCCCUGCCUGAACCUUGAAGCUGUUCUGUCUCUGAGCCCGGCCCUCAUCACUCACCACAUUCACAACAAACCUGCACGCACACACAGGGUCAUCUGAUUGUAACAUCAGUUGCAAGGGGAUGACAGAGCGCAUUCAUAGCAUCAACCUUCACAACUUCAGCAAUUCUGUGCUCGAGACCCUCAACGAGCAGCGCAACCGUGGCCACUUCUGUGACGUGACGGUCCGCAUCCACGGGAGCAUGCUACGCGCCCACCGUUGUGUGCUGGCGGCUGGCAGCCCCUUCUUCCAGGACAAGCUGCUGCUGGGCUACAGCGACAUCGAGAUCCCCUCAGUGGUGUCAGUCCAGUCUGUGCAAAAGCUCAUUGACUUCAUGUACAGCGGGGUGCUGCGGGUCUCCCAGUCAGAGGCCCUCCAAAUCCUCACAGCUGCCAGCAUCCUGCAGAUCAAGACUGUGAUUGAUGAGUGCACAAGGAUCGUCUCGCAAAAUGUGGGAGAGGUCUACCCGGUGAUUCAAGAUUCUGGCCAGGAGACACCCAGGGGAACACCCGAAUCAGGCACCUCGGGGCAGAGCACCGACACAGAGUCUGGCUACCUGCAGAGCCAUUCACAGCACAGUGUGGACAGGAUCUAUUCAGCCCUUUAUGCCUGUUCCAUGCAAAAUGGCAGUGGGGAGCGCUCCUUUUACAGUGGAGCUGUGGUCAGCCACCAUGAAACAGCCCUGGGGCUCCCCAGGGACCAUCACAUGGAAGACCCCAGCUGGAUAACCCGGAUCCAUGAACGGUCGCAACAGAUGGAGCGGUACCUCUCCACCACUCCAGAGACCACACACUGCCGCAAGCAGCCACGGCCUGUCCGAAUUCAAACCCUGAUGGGCAACAUCCAUAUUAAGCAGGAGAUGGAGGAUGACUAUGACUACUAUGGCCAACAGAGGGUGCAGAUCCUUGAGCGCAAUGAGUCUGAGGAAUGCACUGAGGACACUGACCAAGCAGAAGGCACUGAGAGUGAGCCCAAAGGGGAGAGUUUUGACUCGGGAGUCAGUUCCUCCAUUGGCACUGAGCCCGAUUCCAUGGAGCAGCAGUUUAUGGCUGGUCUAGGCCGGGAUGGGCAGCAAGAACCUUCUCAAGCAGAUCAAAAUGACGUCCCUGCUGAUGGCACUCAGCCGCAGCAGCAGCAGCAGCAUGUAGAUGCCAACUCUUCCUCGCCAGAGAGAAGCAAUGACGUUGAAAUGGACAACAAAGUGCUCACAGUCAAUAACAGCACCGAAAAGGGGGCUUUGCAGCCUUCUGUCAACACAACUGUUGCCCAACCAUUGCCAACCACACAGAUCUACUUACGCCAGACAGAAACCCUCACCAGCAAUCUGAGGAUGCCACUGACUCUGACCAGCAACACUCAGGUCAUUGGCACAGCUGGCAACACCUACCUGCCUGCCCUUUUCACCACACAGUCUGCUGGCAGUGGCCCUAAGCCUUUUCUCUUCAGCCUGCCCCAGCCUUUAGCUGGCCAACAGGCACAGUUUGUGACAGUGUCCCAGCCUGGCCUGUCAACCUUUACUGCCCAGCUGCCAGCCCCACAGCCCUUGGCCCCAUCUGCGGGCCACAGCACAGCAGGUGGGCAAGGCGAAAAAAAGCCUUACGAGUGCACUCUCUGUAACAAGACUUUCACCGCCAAACAGAACUACGUCAAGCACAUGUUUGUACACACAGGUGAGAAACCCCACCAAUGCAGCAUCUGUUGGCGCUCCUUCUCUUUAAAGGAUUACCUAAUCAAACACAUGGUGACGCACACUGGCGUGAGGGCGUACCAGUGCAGUAUCUGCAACAAGCGCUUCACCCAGAAGAGCUCCCUUAAUGUGCACAUGCGCCUCCACCGCGGGGAGAAGUCCUACGAGUGCUACAUCUGCAAGAAGAAGUUCUCCCACAAGACCCUGCUGGAGAGGCAUGUGGCUCUGCACAGUGCCACCAACGGCACGCCUGGAGCCACCGGCACCGGCGCAAGGGCUGUCCCUGCCGGGGUGGUGGCCUGCACGGAGGGGACCACGUAUGUCUGCUCUGUCUGUCCAGCUAAGUUUGACCAAAUCGAGCAUUUCAACGACCACAUGAGGAUGCAUGUGUCAGACGGAUAAGUAGAAUCUCUCUCUCUCUCUUUGUUAUGAACAAAAAAAAAAAAAAAUAGAAACAACGAAAAAAAAAGCUAUGGCACUAGAAUUUAAGAAAUUAUUUUUGUUUCAUUUUUACCUUUAUUUUCCUCCUUUUUUUUUUUUUUUCUUUUUUUUUGGGGUUCGUUUCGUUUUGUUGUUUUUGUACUACAUGAAGAACUGUUUUUUGCCUGCUGGUACAUUACAUUUCCGGAGGCUGGGAGAGUAAUAAUUUUCCCAACCUCCCUUGGAUGGUGGCCUUAAGGCCAGGUAGUGCUUCAUGAGCUCCACUGGUUGGAUCUCUAGCUACUGGCCUCUAAAUACAACCCUUCUUUACUACAAAAAAACAAACAAACAAACAAACAAAAAAAAAAACCACAAAAAAAAUCAAAAAACAGACAGAAAAAUAAAAAAAAAAAAAAAUUCUUUUUUCUCACUUGUGAAGAGCACUACAAAAAACGAAAAGAAACAAAACAAAAUAUAUUACAAAUCUACAAGGCCUACUGUCGUUAUAAGUACACCGCUCGCAGUGUUUCAAUGGACAUAACUCACAAUGCUGACCGCUUUUGGACUUCACAGUAUCCAGUUAGAACUGUGGAAUAUUUUGCUUCUGGUUGAGCAGCAACCAGAGGAAACAAGGCCCUGCUGGUUUCCACCACGUGUCUGCUUUCUCACACACACGCAUCCACAAACACACGAAAGGGCUGAGGGGAGUGCAAGGCAGUGUGGCUUGGGUAGUGUGGAGUCCCUGCAGGGUGAGGAAAAAGAAUCAGAGGUUCCUCACCAGGAUUCUGCUCCAUCCCACGCUGUCUGGCGCACCCUCCCCGCUGCUUUUCUCAUACCACCACCACCACCUUAUAGCAGAAACCAAGAAGAUUCAGACAACGAGCAACGGUGGCUUUUAUGUAAUUUAUUCAGUGUCUUCGCUGAGCCCAGGGCCUCAGCACAAUCAAGAGGGACUUUCACAGAAGGCAAAGAGAAACACAGAGGAAAAUCAAAGAUAUCAGAGGUUGCAACCUAUGGAUCUAGGUACAAGAGAAGGGUUAGUUCCCACAAUCUUUGCAAAAAAAAACAAAAGUUGCAUCAGGAUUUAUUCUUGUGGAAGAAAGAGGAAUAGAGGGUGUUGGGGGGGGGAGGGGAAUAAUAAUUAAAGAAAAAAAAAGAGUUCUUGGGACUUUUUUAAUUCAAAAUUUUAUAGAGGGGCAAAAGUGACGUUUACCAGAUAGAAUGCUGAUUUUUUUAAUAUAUUUACAACAGUAUUUGUGUAAAAAAAAAAGCAAAAAAAAGUGAGAUUGUUAAAAGUAAUUUUUCUUUGUUUUCUUUUUUUUUGUUUUGCGUACACUGCCACUAAUAUCUUCUCUUUUAUUAUAUAUAUGAAUCUAUAUAUAAAUAUAUAUUUUAUUUUAAAUUGAGACUGUUAAGGUUAGCUAACCUGCUUCCAGAUAGAAGGGGGGAGGGGAGAUGAUCUUGAUUUUUAUUUUAAAAAAAAAGAGGAAGGUUGUUUCUUAAUUUUAAUUUUUUUUUUUUCCUAGUAUUAUUUUCUCUCUCUCUUUUCUAAUGGAAUCAAGAAUUACCUGGGUCGAUGAGGGGCUCUGUGAGGUCAUCUGUGAGAUUAUCUACUAGAGUUUGUGCAUCCUGCAGUAUCAUUCGAACUGCUACUUUGUUUUUGAAUUACCUGGUUCUCUUUUUGGCUCUUACCAAGGUUCUGUUGUUUCUUUCUUUGGUUCCAUCUCAGACUUUAUUUCUGCUGAAGGGCGGUUCCUUUUGAGAAAGAGAUUUUCCUAGCAAUGUUCCUAUGGUUUUAGGGAUGAUAGAAUCUGUAGUCUUUUCUUUCUUCUUUGAAAAAGUAAUGAAAGUUUUGAAGGUGUGUAAUAACUAGGAAUUCCCUUCUUUUUGGUCACUGGACGAGAAUUAAUCUGCUGUAUUGUUUUCUCAUCCCUGCCUUGCUCGCUAGAGAGCUUCCGUAUUUGUGUGAGAAUCUGAUCCUGCCCCUGGUAAUUUGUGCUGAUGCCAAAAUAGCUUCAAAUGUUACCAUUGCAAAUAAUCUCCCCUUCGUCAUUUGCAAAAACAUGUAACUGAAGGGCCACAUCCCACAUUCUCUGCAUAUGCAAAGCUAUGCAAGGAAUGUAGGAUCAGUGUGAAAGAUUGAUUCCUGAUCUGCAUAUAUAUGUUUGUGUUUUGUAUUUUGUUUUAUUGUGUUUGGGCUGGUGUUCUCCCUGGUCGUCUUCUGUGUAUCUGUGUAAGAAUUUUUCCCCCAAAGCCAACUCCCAAAGUACGUGGGUCCUUAGUUCAGUUGGAUCAGUGUCUGACACUAUCUUUGUCUUGCUUGAAAUCCAUAGCUAGGACUUGCACCAGCUGCACUCUGGACUUUAUAUUUUAGGCAGAGAAGAAGCACCUAACAAAAAUAUGCAAAAAGGAGAAAAAAAAAAAGAAUUGCUAGUUUAGCUUUUACUUGUGUUUAUAUUUAAAUUAAGCUUUCUUAAGUUUACAAAACUUUUCUUGUGAACACUGAGCAUUUCACAUGAGACAUUCUUUUAUGCUGGACAACUUUCUAACUCUUGACUUGAUAUAGAUUUCCACACACAAUUUUGUGUGUUCUUUGCGCCUGCGGCUUCGGCAUCGGAUGUCUGUGAUUCAACACAGGUAACCUCAUGCUGUGUUCUGCACCUGUUCCAUUACUGAUUUAUCUUGGGGAGAAAAAGCCCUGACAGGUGGUUUAGUGCCAGAAUCUUUCUGUACCCUGCAAGGUAUUUUUCAGCAGAUCGUUAACGAUGAAGCCCUGAUUCUCAGCUACAGUAGGCAGCAUAGAGAGACUUUGAGGUGAGUGCCAGAGCAAAUGGGUCUCUUAUAUGGUAACAUCUGGGUUUUGUUACCGGUUUGUUUGGGUAGUUCAAGGGGGCUGAAGAAGGAGCACAAGUUAGUUAACAAAUGUUGUUUUCAUAACCACACUUGGUAAAAACAAUGCUGGCAUGUAAAUGAAGAAGUGAAAAGACAAAGCCUAAGACACAUAGAGGGGGAACUGAUAUCUGAGAUGUAAAGACACACUAAAUCCGUACAGAAAAUAAAGGUUCUAGAGACAAGGGUGUAGAAGAAAAAUGGGGAAGGUGAACCUGUACAAAAGGAUUGAAGGUCUUUCUCUGGGGAAAUGAGGUUUUUUUUCUGAGAUCUUUAGUAUUGAAGAGUUUCGUGUUCUCCCAUAAGGAAUUAAUGAAGGAUUUUACCCAGCUUAAAUAUCUGUAGCUGCUCAUUUGUCAUCUGAGGUCUGGGAAAAAGCUGUUUAAUUCGCCAUUGUUAAAUCUGGUGAACUGUAGUCGAGAUGUAGCAUAUUCUGGAAUAUGAUUCUGAUACCAGAAGAGAUAAGCCAAUAUACAGGAAAUAAGAAUCAGGGUUUACAUCCAACAAAAUCCAAACACUAUGGUGUUUAGAGAGAAAAAUCCUGUCUAAAUUUUAAUUCUUCAAUUUUCAACCUUCCCUAAAUCAAAGAAGCAACAUUUUUGAAAUGCAGUUUUAAUUUUGAAGUGCAAAUUUAUUAUGGGGCCUAACAAAUUUGAAGUGAAUUAAAGAUCAGUUGUGAAUGAAAGAAUGAAUGAAGGGGGCCAAUUAAAAAAAUAAACCUAUUAAAUUAAAGCUAAGACCUAUUAGAUUGAAUUCUAAAUCACUUGUCAAAGAAUUUAGACCAAGGUCUUCACAAAUGGCAGCCUGAAAUGUAAACUGGUUUUGUUGAACUUCCAGGCUCAAAAAUUAGUGACUUGAUUUUGUGAAACAUGGAGCAACUUGCAAAAUGGCUGCGAAUGUAUCUGAAAGUGCUCAUCAAGUCACUUAUUUAAAUGCCUUUCUGUGAACUUAGGAGCUCAAGCAUAGACCUUUUAUCUCUUCAAAUGUGAAAUGCUUCCUCCCAUCUGUUGACAUAUUUAUUUACUACUUGAAAACUACAGUAUCUGAAUGUUACAGGUAUCUUCAAGCUUCAUGUAUUGCUACAAUAUUCCUUAGCAGAAAGAAUACACUAGCAGUCACAAUGAUCUACAGUCUGGUGCUGUUGGUGUUUGAGCACAUCCAUGCUUGAAAGGCUUCCUUCAAAACACCUGAUAAAAUCAUACAGAUGAGAAAGAGCAGACUGUAGCACACAUCCUUCUGACGGAGCAUGCAACAUACUGCAUUCCUUGAGCCUGAUUCUCACUUUCCCUAGAGCUCUCUUUAUAUUGCUUCAGCAAUGGAAAAGGAUAUUAAAUAGAACAUAAAUUCAAGCAUACAAAUGAAGACCUCUCUGCAAGGCCAAAGUGCAAUAAAGUAAGCCUUAGAGUAGAUGAGAGGUGAGUGCCUUCUCUUACUGCUGCUGAGGCUGAUGAAGUCAAUUGAAAAUGUAGGAUUGUCCAGAGCAGAUCUACCCUGUGGUCCACCUCGCCCAGUAUUCUGUCUCUGACAUGUGGCCAGUUAUAGAUAACUUGAAUGAAGAUGAAAGACCCAUGCUGGAUAAUUACAAAGUAGUAAUCCUAAGAGAGAUUUAUUAUAAUUCCUCAUUAGCUAUGUAUCUGCUUAUAACCUAAAGACAUAAUAAUUUAUGGCCUUAACUUUUUAUCCCAUAUAUAUUGUGGCAGAUGAUUCUCAUUAUCCUUUAAAGAUCUAGCUUAUUAAUUCCUAGGUGGCCUCAGUGCUAUCCUGUGGAAGUGAGUUCCUCAGGUUAAUUUCCACCUUGUUGAAAUGAUUCCUUUUCAGGUUAAUUUUGUUGCUGUUCAUCGAAACACCCUUGUUCUUGAAUUACGUGAAAUCAUAAAUCAGAGAACCAAAAUUUAACUUCUCUUGCCCAUCCAGCUAAAGUCUGCCUCUCUCCGGGAAAUCUGAAUCCACAAGGAAUGCAGGACCACAAUAUCAGUGUCUGCUGGUCAGUAAGGAGAGAACAGCCAGUGAGCGUGUGCGUGUGCAUGUCUGGAGGUGCGUGCAUUAGUGAGGUUCUCCUACAGUGACCUCUUGCAGAGGACUUGCAAGUACAACUCGUAAACGAUGGGAACACACCAGUAGAGUAAACCAGUCUAGAAAUUGUAAUUUGAUAUUUCAGUCUCUCUCUCCUCUCACAAAACCCCUAUUAAUAGCCUCUCAUAGGGAAAUAGGUAUAGAUAUUUUGCAGGAGCUGCUUUGGAGGCACUUUCUCAGCAACUACGCCCACUUCUGGCUCAUGCUGUUAGUUACUUUCAAAAGCAGCUCAAAUCCACAGUAAAUGGAAUGGGAAGAGUGGCAUUUAAUUGGCUUUCUAAGAGAAUGAGAUUUCAUCAAAGAGGCCAAGUAGUGCCUAUUUUUCUUCUUUUAAUUUCUUUUUCAUCCAAAGGAGAGUUGAGUAAUAACCCGCAUACCAUCAGCCCCCUCACUUCUUACCAACCCCAAGCUGACUGAUUUCAGUCUAUUGUGAGCUACUGGAUUAAUGCUGGAUCAUUCACAUGGAGGAGGAACACAUCUCUUGCCUUUACUGAGUAUUAUGCUAGCAUGUCCUGCCUCUCUUAGUAAUGAAAACAAAUCCCAUAGGGAGAAGGUACAAAACAUAUUAUUUGCCAGAGUGUUGAGUCUCAUCCAAAAUCAGAAGCACCCAAACCAUUUGGAACACAAAUAGACCUUCAGUAUGCCUAGGACUGUAGAUCUGUGACCCUUCUGACAGUCUUACACUAAGGAAAUCCUCCAACUCUCACUGCUGAAGAUGACUUGCCACUCAAAAAGAAAUAUAAUACCAAAUUAGCACCUAUUCUCUGUUCUGUCAAGGAAAACUGGACCUUGGUAAUCCAACCCUUUCAAUUCAGCAUCCAGCUUCUCUGAGCUAUUGAAGUAAACCUGAUAAAAAUGAAUCAGCAGGUAGCCUAAUUGAAGCAGCAUCUGAUCAGCCUAAAGCAAAUAGCUGCUUUUCACAUUCCCUGAUUUGUUUUUAUGCUGGCUGUGAAAAUUUGUGGAGGAGGUAUAAUGUGAUGAGAACUUGGCCCUGACAGGGUCUGAGCCUCGUCUGCUCCCAGGAGGCUUGUCACUCAGUAGGAUCUGUCCUCUAAGUCAUUACAACUCUGAUGAAGAAAGGCUCAUGAGAGAAACAACAGAUACUACAUUACAUGUGGAGUCUUAAGUUUGUAAAUGCAAUGAAAACCUUUCCCAGCGCUUGAGUGUCCUGCUGACAGAAACCAAAAUCAGGUAGGAAGGCCUUGCAGAGGGGCAGAUGCUGAAAGUACCAAGUUUCUGCAGCGUGUCCAGUAAGACAGCCAAAUGUGAAGGUGGCUUAAUGCUAGAUUCACAGGGACUUGUUCUGGCCAUGCCAAACCAAUGUUCUUGCUACUGUUAACCUUCUUAUUUGACCUGCUAGAAGUAACAAGCUCUCAGCUAACUUCAAUUAAAGUAACUCAGUGAUACAGUUCAUUUCAGCAGGAGCAAAAGAGUCCACAUAUUUUGACAGAUGACUAAGCUGGGAAAUUUGGAAUGAAUUUUAGGUAUGUGCGUAUUCUUCAAACUAACUCAGACAAAACAAAAAGGUGGGUUGUGCUUUCUUUGGCAUAGAACAGAGAGAUUUAAUCCACAAGGGAGAUACUGACAGAGAGACAACCUGUCUGAAAAAUAAGAAUGCUUUACUCUCUUAGACCUAUUUUUGUGAGGCACAAGAGGGAAUCUUUGUUUCGUAUUUCUAAGAAAAUAUGUAAAUGAGAAACAAGAUGUGUUAGGUGAUAGUGUAAAUCCAUCUAAUUAUUCCCAGUGCUGAUAACUAAUCAACUAGAUUAGUGCCUCUAGGAACAGACAAAAUGUUACGCAUUCACUGUUUCUAUUUCUGAUCCCUCUCCACUAUAGAUCAGGAGUAACUAUGAUGAAAACAGUAGUUAUACAAAUACAAAAUUUUCAAUGAAAUAAUUGUUUCCCUGGGUAUGUCUGCCAGUAUCUGGACAUAUAUCCAUUCUGAAUUAAUGUUUAUAAUUAGUAGGACACUGUUAGAUAAUCUUGGUUUAAAAUCUAUGGUUUAGUGAGAAAAAUAAAUACAAAGUUAAAUAUUAAUAGCUAUUUUUUCAUUAUAUAUUUAGCAAUGGUGCUGCCUUCUUUUUGCAUUUUAGCCUCUGAGGUAGCACUUGAUCCCCAGGCAUUAUAAAGGAGUCCAAGUGUAGGAGAAGCAGAGUUGAGUGAUACACUAUGAAUAAAGUAAAAAAGUAAUUUGGACCCAUAAUGUGCUUUAAAUCAGUAUUCAUGUUGCAAUUGGUAACCUGAUUAAAGAGCUUCUAGGUUCAUGUUAAAAUGCAAGGAGUCAAAUAUUCUAAACGUAUUUCUAGCAAAGUCACAUCAGGAGAAGCAUUAGUUGUGGGGUUUAAAGGCCAGUUUCCCCAAGAGCUGUUCAUUAAAAGCUUUUAAAAUAAUAAGAGGCCAACUGAAGAUCUGCAGAACUCUGCUACAUUAACAUGAUUCUUCAUGUUAUACAUGAUCACAGUUUCCACCGCUAGAACUAAGUCUACUUCACUAACUGACUUCUUUUCCCUGCAGUCAGUGAACUGAGAUUUUUGUUCACAACUACAUAGGCCCAAGGAAAACUAUUAAUGUUUCCCCUAGGAAAAGGAGUGUAACAUUCAGGUAAGCAGACCAAGGAGAUCUUCCAAACACUCUGUUAACUGUAUUUUAACCCCCUAAUUUAAACAUUCGUCCUCAACUAUUUUUCAAAGAGCAAAGACCAGGAAGAUACUUCUUUGGGAAGCAAAUGCACUACAGCCUUGAAUACACUACUGCCUCGUAUACAAUUGCUGCCUUAAAACAAAUGUGUCUGAGCAGUAUGGAGCGUACUUGCAUUUUAUAUCUGUAGCACAGUUUCACCUAAAACAUUCCCUUCAUGCAAAGUGUAUUAUACUUUCCUGUUUAAGGGUAUAGAAGAGGUAAAGAAGUAUUAGUGAGGCAUAGUGGUCUCUUCAUAUUGGAUGGUGCUUCUCAGCUGUUUUUUACCUUCAGUUCCAGCUCCAGUUUUGGUCCUUCUCCAAAGUGAUCUCCUUUUGAUUGGGUUGGUUGGCACCAGCUCUCUGUAAAAUACUGGAGGGCAAAUCCUCUUCCUAAACCAAAUAUUAUGGGGGUAAGGCUGUGUGAUUUGAUUACUGACUCCAGCCUCACCAAUAACCAGUGGAAUUCAUGAGAGAGAAAUCCCGUGACAAAUUCUGUGCUUAAUUUUUAUCAGUGCAACCUGUAUUGGCACUUUCUGUAUGCAUGUCACUGGAGAUAAAUGUAGGCCCUUUGAUUGGCUUGGCUGUGAUUUCUUUUAGGAAAAAGGUAUUGUAACAAUAUCAUUUUGCUGCAGCAAUGUCGUUAUACAAAGAAAAGAACCAUCAAUAUCCCAUCAUAUGUCAGAACUUCCUUCUAUCCAGUUCAGCCCAUAGGGACGUUCUUGUUUCCACACCUCAUGCAGACUUUAUUAGCACUUGAGGCCUUUUUGUGCUGCAAAAUUUCAUGCACGGUCAUGCAGCCAUACCCCAAGCAUCCCUCGUAAAUGCUCUGUGUCAGGUUAGGCUUAGGUGUUACUGUAGCCCAUAUGCUUUCAUAAUGUUCCUACUGGGACUUACCCUGCUGGAAAAUCUGGUACCAGUGUAGCAAAGCAUUUCUUGCUUUAGGUUUUUUCCAGGCAAAACUGCAGACUUCUGCAGUGUGCACACAUCAUAUAGCUGACUUGUUGCUGAUUUGUUGCCAAGUUCACAGUCCUGUGACACGUGAGAAAAGAGCAGAACUUGAUUAGAUACUUACUGGUGUGCUCAACUGUCCAAUUCUGCAGUGUCCUGUUCCUACAAAACAGAUAGGUGUCUCUGAGAUCCAUAUAUUUAAUUAGUCACUUUUUCUAUUUCACUUUGCUCCUUUUCUUUUUGCCACCUGGAUAUUACCAUAUUCUUCGUUGAACCUUAUAAAGUCUCCUGAAAGUUCAGCCCCCACAUUGAAUAUAUACUGCUUAACUAGAUAGGACCAUCACAUUCAGGAAGUGGGAUUACAUUCAUCCAGCUUCCUUGAAUUACAUCAUGACUUUCUUCCUCUCCCUUUGCUUUCGUCACAUAGUCUGUUGGUACUUAUGGUAUCUUUGAAUAAGACCAAAUUAUAUGGCCUCUGUGUGUGUGAAUGCAAAUGUAUGUAUGAGUAUGCAUGUGUAUGUGUGCCUGUGUAGGUAGGUAGCUAGCUAUCUCUUUUCGGCUUUACAGACAGGUUGCUAAUUGUGUGGACAUGCAUGGUUCAGGAAAGUCUUUAGAUGAAACAACUGUUACAACAUUAACUGUGGAGCAUUGGCAUAAAUCUGUAUGAAUCUAACGAAAAAUAACUAUACUACUUAUGUAGUGUAUAUGCACACAUAUAUUCAUAAAACACAUUCUGUCAGCCAAAUGCUCUUAACUUGAUGUUUGCCCUCAUUCAAAAUGUGACACCCGGAUUUGGUCCAGUAUAUUUUUGUGAGUACCCAUUCUGAAGGCGAGGCUGAAGCAUGCCUCUCAGAGCCUUGUGUGGUCUUUCAGCCACAAAAUAAAUGAAACAGUCCAGCUCAGCAGGCUUCACUGGCAGAGACGGGCAUCCAUGGGUUCUGACAGCUCUGGAAUGAUAACUGUUGAGGUCAGUCAUGUACUUCCAUUGAAUAUCAAUGUGUUCACCUGACAAAGGGAUAAAAUCUAAACGAAAUAAUCUAACUUCUCUAAUUACUCCUUAAAAAGAACUGCAAAAAAUUAUCAAGUCUUUAAACAGUUAGCAAUGUAGUGUAUUGAUAAGCUCUAAAAUACUCUACAUCUGGAGUCUCUAGUAUUCAAAGCACCGUAUCAAACAGCUCUUUCCCCACCUCACAUACUCUGAAAUAUGUUGACUGUGAAUAUCUUUACAAGUAAUCUGAGUGAUCCAUUCCAAAUGUGCAGUCACUAAUAAUUAGCAAUUAACUUUCUCUCCCUUGGUCUUUGCCAAAAUCUUUUCAGGAACAUGGUUAGUGUGUCUAAAAAACCAAUGGGUUGUCAGGAGGAGGAGAAACUCAUCAAUGAGAGUAUUCAGUAUGGAAUCCAUGAGGACUGCAGGGUUUCUUGAACUCAUUUUGCACCCAUUUAGUUAGUUAGUGGGAUGAAUAAGUAAGUACAUGUCACUACAGCUGCCUAUUUUGGUAUCGUGUUGGCCCUAAAAAGUAGCAUUUUGUUCUUCUAACUCUUUUGCCCAAUUGGGGGGUUCUCCUUGUCCCAUAAAGGGUAAUUGGAGAUUCGGGGGGUGAUUUUUUUCUUUCAUUUUCACUCAUACAAAGUUCAGUUAAUGUUAUUCCUCUUCUUAGAUUGGUGGCAUAUCCCUUCCCCUUUUGAAUAAGAUGAUGAAUGCAACGAUUUUGGCUGGUUGAUUUUGGGGUGAGAUUUUUAUUUUGGUUUGGGGUUUUUCUUUGGUUCAAUGUACAUUGUCUCUCUAUAGUCAAAAUGUCUGUGACUGUAACAGUAUGUAUUUCUUUUACUGGAGAAAAUAGACUUUUUGGUUUUCGUUAACAGUACUAGUGACUUUGUGGAAAACGACAAGUUGCUAUUUAGAUCUGCUUAGUUAAGUACAGUACACUACAAUACAGUAUUUCUGAAAGCUAGAACAUACAGUACACAAUAUAUAUAGCAAUUCUAUAUCAAUAUAUAUACAUAGUAUAAUCAUUUAACUUUUGCAUCUGCCUAUGAUCAUAGAAAAAUAAUUUUUCACAUGUAUCAUUCACAACCCAAUCAACUGCUGCAGCUAUUUGAAGCAUUUAACAGUAAUUAUUACAGCUCUAGUGUGCUUUCUCAUAUUAUUGGCUUCUUUAUUGUCUUUACAAGUAUUUUUUUUUCCAGGCUUUUUUAAAUCUCUAUGUAGCAAGACGUAGGAAAGUAAAAUUUUUUAAGAAAAAAGGUAAAACAGUAUUAGGCUCUACAAAAAGUUAGAGAUUGUUCCCUGCUACCCUUUCAUAUCAGAAGAACAAUUAAUCAAGACAAUUAAAGAGUAUCUAUUAGCUCUCUUCUAAGAUACCCUGUUAUUUCAUUUGUAAAAGCAUAUGUCAGACUUACCUCUUCUGUUCCUAGCCUGGGAGGAAGAUGCCACAAGUGGUCUUUCACUCUUUCCAAGUUCUGUUUCUUUAAAGUUUGAAGGUUUCCUAAAAUUAUUCCCCACGCUAACAUGGGGUAGAGUAAGUAUUAUUCUCUGUGCAGUUAUGCUAAAUGUGGCUGCUGGUUUUGCCAGGAAUUGGAUUAAAAAUACCUCCAUCCACCACUAUUAAUAUGUUCCAGUUGCAUCGUUACUUAUCCACUUGAUCCCCACUUUUUCAAGUGAAAACAACCUCUUUGAGUUUCAGUUCAGAAGUUUUCCAAGGUGAGUGUUGCCUUUACUAUCUUCACACCUCAUUGCUGUUGGGUCUGAAUUUUGAGUCAUUCCCACUAGAUUUUAAUUGUCACCACAGAGCUGCUGAAAAAAAAUGUCACUAGAGAGGUGUCAACAUCUAGAUCCAAAUAGCCCAGGGGAAGCAAAUCGACACCCAAGUCUUAUGGCUUGGGUUGUCCUUUCUGUAUUUUCAUCUCGCAAUAGCUGGCCCAGGCAGCAAGGCUAGAUCCAAACUUCAGAAGAGUGCAGACUCACAGGAGCAUGGGAAUUUGUUUGCCUUUCUAAUUCAGAUACCUGUCAGCUAUCCUGAGAUUGCUUAGGUUGAUAACAUAUCAAUCCUGAAUGAAAAUCUGCAAAAUCAAGUGGAUAAGGGUUGUGGAGGAGGUACUCAUUAUAUCUCAUUUCUCCUAACUGUGAAGACUGGAAGAAAUGAGAGAUUGGUCACAUCAGUUACAAACUGUGCUUUCACUGAGAAUGAGGAAAUCUCUGUCACUGCACAUCAGUAAACUUAAAAGUUAUUUUGGACUGGGAAGAGAGGGAAGGACUUGCCUGUGCUGCAUCUAGGGAUAAUAAAAUUAGAACUUCAAGCAUGGGAAUCAUCAAGUGCUGGCUUUCCUUACAGACACCUGUCGUCUGCCAUUUGCACUUAUGUGGAGGCCACUACCACAUCCUUUUUCUUUCUACUUGCAAUUUAAAAGUUAUGGUCUUCCAGCAGCAAUUUCUAAGUCUGGCUUUUCUGUAUUCUGUGUAUACCCAUUUGUAAGGGAAGGAGGAAACUAUCCUCUCAAUAUUCAUUAUGCAGGUAACAAAACUAGAUUACCCUAUUACAUAAGAGAUGAACUUUGUCCCAUUAAGCCAAACCGGUGCCAUUUCACAAAUUAAUUCUACUUAGCUGCUGCAACAGAGUGCUGAUUCAGUGGUCCACAUUUUCUGACCAUGGUCUUUGCCUUUUCCUUUGACUGAACGCUGAAUCAUACAUAUUUUCACAGAGAGUGUUCUCACUUCACUGAGAAUACCUGAUCAUUUAAAUGGCUGCAUACCCAUUCCACGUUUCCCCUGCUAAUCCUUUGUAAGGUUCAGUAAUUCAUUUAGGAUAAUUACUAGUUUAAUGUGUUUCUUGAUUUAACUUCUUUGUUGCCUUUUAUUUUUCCUAAUGCUUUUUUAAACACCUCAGUUCAUUUUGCAUGUUAUACAGUUUACAGUUUAUAUUUUUAGGCUAAGAAGUGGUUUUACAAACAGGAUGGUACCAAACAGGUAGAUUAUCCACACUAGAGAUUGUACUUUUAGAACGCAGUGUGUACAGAUACAAUUGCCUAAGGGAAAGUGAAACUAACAAAAUAAUCAGCUGGUGAACACUAUUUUAACAUAUCUUUUACAGAAAAGACAGUCAGUCAUUUGUGAAUCCAGAAAUCUUGCUUUUUUUUGAACAUGUAUCCUUUCUUUUUCAUUCUCUGAAGGAAUACUAAUCUUGAGAACUGUGAUGUUCUAAGAAACUUGUUUCUUAUGUGCAUAUUUUCUGCUUUUCUAAGGAGAGACAAAACAGAAGGUGAUACUGGCUUUACAGUUUAUAGAUUCUAGCAUUGGAGGCUUUCCUUGACUGAUAUAAACAUCAAGGGAAGACUCUGGCCAAAUAUUAGCUUUAUUCUAGUAUAUGGUUUUCAUUAUUACUUUCGUUUUCAAUCUCCUCGUUGACCAAGUAGACCUCCACGGCUAAUGCAAGCUGUGGUCUCACUUUUCUGUGGUCGACAGCAUUUACUUUCAGCUCCUAUUUGCACUUCUUUUCUGUGUUACACAGCUUUUGAGGAACACAACAGUUGAAGUAGGUAACACUGUCACCACGAGAGGGAGAACCUUGUACUUAGAGAAUGUUGCUCUAUGCUACUGUGCAGGGACAGAAAGGGAUUUUAAAGCUCUUCGCUGCAAGGUUGGAUGAGGAGAGUCCCCCACCUUGGGGGUGCUUGCACCAAAGACUGGGGGGGCCUCCCAGGAGAGAGGAAUGCUUGAACUCCAUACAAGGGACUUGCUCUUCACCCGUGCCACUUAGAGGAAAAGACUGAAUCUCCAGUAUCUGCUGCUGCUCUUUUUUUAAAUGUAUGAAUAUUUUUUAAAAAAUUAUAGUUCCUAUUUAUUGGUGGAAGAGGCAUCGCUCUUUCAUUUAUUGGAGUCAGAACUACUUGUUCACAAGUAUCUUCAGCAAGUUACAUUGUCUUUUGGGGUGCCCUGUUUCCUUUGUCCUAAUGCCAGGAUGUAGCUUGGACUGCUGUGAAACUCGUGGGGAUCCUUUUAAAUCUGGAAUUUAUUCUCAGUUUCAUGUGUACUGAACAUUCAGUCCCCUAGAUCCUUGCUCCAAAGUUCAGUCAAAGAAAUUCUUACCAUGAAAUGAAGCAGAAAAUUGGUGUUUUCCCAUAAACUCCACCCAUAAUGAGCUUUUGUUGUCAAACAUAAGAUAAAUAAAUAGGCUGCUCAGUUCAGGCAGGGCAUGCUGCAUGACCUUUCUUGUCAGCAUCAGUGAGGCCUAUACUUAAUCCUGGAAACUGAUUGGAGCAAUGCUCAGCGGGCCAAACUUUGCAGGCGGGACCCACGUGCUCUUUUGUUGACUUCAGUGCAUGUUCAUUGACAGGGAAAACAUACGUAGUCCUGCAGGAAGCUGCAGUCCUAAAAGCUGGUUUUAUAUACCCCCUUGAAGAUGCCACAGGACAGUUCCCCAUAAUUUAGCAUGUUUCUGCCUGAAGUUUUUAUUCUUCAUAAAACUGACUCAAGAUUUGAUUUCACUCGACUAGGCAUAUUAUGCCUGUAUUAAGGGAUCCAUGAUUAAAUAGUCUCUCCUUGCUGGGAGGCUUAAUUCAAAUGAACUAUAGAGGGACGGACAGCUGCUUCCCUUUCAACAAGGCAUGGGACUUUUUUUGUCCAGAGUCAUAAACAGGCUUGAGUCUUUCAUUCCACAAGUAUGUAGCCUCUUUGGGUUUGAUUGGUGAUGGCGUGUUUAUCUUAAAUAGUGAGCCACAGUGUAGAUACAUGGCACACAGCAAUCACUUCUCUCUAAUUUACACCUUUGCUGUGUCACUUUUCUAUCGCCAGAACAAUGUAAAAGUAUUUGGAUAUUUGGAGUUACUCGAGUCUAGGUUUCUGACUGUUGUACCCAGAAGCGCUCUGGCCAUACUUUUUCUGUAGUGGUGAUCAUAUAUUUGUGUGGGUGAAAUAAAGUUGUUUCUUUGUAAUGUCUGAUUAUAUAACCCCAAAUUCAGAUUGUACAUCAAGCCUUUCUGUGGAUUUCUUUUUUAAAGUGCUACUGCAUUGGUUAUGCAGGAGAAUGGAUGGGAACCCACAUAGUCUAGUGUGAACUUACCAUUUCAGCAAACAGGUAGGACACCCUCAAAGUACACAGAGCAGGAAAAUUCAGUGCUGAUGGUUAGCUGGUUAUACUGGCUAAAAUGAUCUUUAUAGACUUUACAGAAGAGCUAGCAAGCAUUAUCUGUUUUGUGACUUGUGUAUGCUCUGGCAUGGGCACACCACUGUAGCUCAGUGCCCAGACUGGGUUUAGGUGCUGGCCCCUUGC
Molecule: messenger RNA, 19837 nt
Organism: Strigops habroptila (Kakapo)
Lineage: Eukaryota; Metazoa; Chordata; Aves; Psittaciformes; Psittacidae
Gene: ZBTB20
Product: zinc finger and BTB domain containing 20
Exons: 12
Coding region: 2959-4965 (668 amino acids)
Biological process (GO): regulation of transcription by RNA polymerase II
Molecular function (GO): protein binding; RNA polymerase II cis-regulatory region sequence-specific DNA binding; DNA-binding transcription factor activity, RNA polymerase II-specific
Source: RefSeq, a predicted model, not a curated record